UCGAGCGGCCUGCUCUCGAACAGAUGUGCGUCGCAGUGUUGUUGCAAACGCCGGUCGCGUAGGUUGUUGCUAGAGUGAAACGUCGAGCGCAUCGCCCACCCACAUACACAUAUGUACGUAGUCGAGUGCGCGAAGCAGUCAGUUGUUGCCGCCAAUUGAAUGGACAGUCGCGGUUAACGAAACACGAAAAGUCGUCUCGACUCGCCUCGCGUCGCGUGGAGUUCACUUGAGUUGAGUGGCGGCGAGUGUGUGUGUGUGUUUGCUUUUUUUUUCGAACGCCGCCAAACACGCGGCUGUUGCGGCUGUCCCGGAGUGCAUUACUCACACUUUUUUUUCGGUUACUUGCAAGUGAUACCCCUUAAACGAAAACAACAACAAGUCCCCCCCCCCACACACCACUUCAACCCCCUUACAAGCAGCGAACGCCAAAAGGUGAUUAUAUUUGGAAAAGCCACGCCGUGGAGUAAAUAACGGAGCGGAGAGCGGAUCAACACAAAGCGUGACUACCUGUACUUCAAACGCAGAUGAUUGGCGUCAAAUGAACAAAAAGGGUGUCCUCGUUUGCCCAAAUCGUCAUGGUCCUUCAAGCCAAGAGCAUAAACAUUGAACAAAGCACGUGAAUUGCGAAAGGACGAAGGAACUAAGUGCACAAAACAAGCCUGAUUGCCAGGUUUUUUAUUAAAUGGGUGGAAAGAGCAGUCGCCAGAGCAGGAGAAGCACGGCUAUUCGGGAGCUUAGAGCCCACCACUGUCCGCCGGGACAUUAAUUAAUCACGGCCUUGUCAUUCGCACGGAUCGAGGAGUGGUACAGCGAGCCGGAGAAGGGUGCAGAAAUCAAAUUAACAGUGCGUCAAAAGGAUUAAUCCCGUGCAGCCAAGGGCAGGAGUUUGGAGCACGUAGCGCACGCGGCGAGGCGAGUAAACCAAACCAACCGACCCGGGAUCCGCAUUCCGGGGUCAGCGCUUGGAGUUUGGAGUUCGUUCGCAGCUCGUAGCUGCGGAGCUGCCUGUUUGGGCACGUGUUCGGCGGCUCGUCGUCGCGGAUUAGCGAUAAAUCCCGAUACAGCCGCGCCAGAACGAACGACAAAUCAUCCCCAUCAUCCCCAGACGCCGACUUAGCGAUGCCACAGCCAGCGAUGAUGGGCAACAGAACGGAGCGGAGCGGACGACUGGGGAUCCUCCUGCUGCUGGGGGUGCUAGUGGUCCUAAUGGCCCUGCCGCCGCCCACCGCAGGCACCACCGACUGGAUGCAGAGCUGCGGUACGUGCCACUGCCAGUGGAACUCGGGCAAGAAGAGCGCCGACUGCAAGAACAAGGCGCUCACCAAGAUCCCGCAGGACAUGAGCAACGAGAUGCAGGUGCUGGACUUUGCCCACAAUCAAAUACCCGAGCUGCGGCGCGAGGAGUUCCUACUGGCCGGGCUGCCCAAUGUGCACAAGAUCUUUCUGCGCAACUGCACCAUCCAGGAGGUGCACCGCGAGGCCUUCAAGGGCCUGCACAUCCUCAUCGAGCUGGACCUGUCCGGCAAUCGGAUACGGGAACUGCAUCCGGGCACGUUCGCCGGCCUGGAGAAGCUGCGCAACGUGAUCAUCAACAACAACGAGAUCGAGGUGCUGCCCAACCACCUGUUCGUCAACCUGAGCUUCCUGUCGCGCAUCGAGUUCCGGAACAACCGAUUGCGCCAGGUGCAGCUGCACGUCUUCGCCGGCACGAUGGCGCUGAGCGCCAUUUCGCUGGAGCAGAACCGCCUCUCACAUCUGCACAAGGAGACAUUCAAGGAUCUGCAGAAGCUGAUGCACCUCUCGCUGCAGGGGAACGCCUGGAACUGCAGCUGCGAGCUGCAGGACUUCCGCGACUUUGCGAUCAGCAAGCGGCUCUACACACCGCCCACCGAUUGCCAGGAGCCGCCCCAGCUGCGCGGCAAGCUGUGGAGCGAGGUGCCCUCGGAGAACUUCGCCUGCCGGCCGCGCAUCCUGGGCUCCGUGCGCUCCUUCAUCGAGGCCAAUCACGACAACAUCUCGCUGCCCUGCCGCAUCGUCGGCAGUCCGCGUCCCAAUGUCACCUGGGUGUACAACAAGCGGCCCUUGCAGCAGUACGAUCCGCGUGUGCGCGUCCUCACCUCCGUGGAGCAGCUGCCGGAGCAGCCCUCCCAGGUGCUCACCUCGGAGCUGCGCAUCGUCGGCGUGCGGGCCUCCGACAAGGGUGCCUACACCUGUGUGGCGGACAACCGGGGCGGACGGGCGGAGGCCGAGUUCCAGCUGCUCGUGAGCGGCGACUAUGCCGGCGCGGUAUCCGCCUCCGACGGCAUGGGCAUGGGCGCCAUUGGGGCGCCAACCAUUGAUCCGCAAACGAACAUGUUUCUCAUCAUCUGCCUGAUCAUCACCACGCUGCUGCUCCUGCUGCUCGUGGCGGUGCUGACGCUCUUCUGGUACUGCCGUCGCAUCAAGACCUACCAGAAGGACACCACCAUGAUGAGCGGCGACGGGCUGAUCUCCUCCAAGAUGGACAAGACGCACAACGGCUCCAUGCUCGAGGGCUCCGUCAUCAUGGAGAUGCAGAAGAGCCUGCUCAACGAGGUCAAUCCCGUCGAGAAGCCGCCGCGGCGCACGGACAUCGAGAGCGUGGAUGGAGGCGACGACGUGCUCGAGAUCAAGAAGACGCUGCUCGACGAGCCCGUCUAUGUGGCCAAUCACUCGCGCGACGAAGAAGCCGUCUCAGUGGCCAUGUCGGAUACGACGACCACGCCCCGAUCUCGACACACCUACGUGGAUGAUGCGUACGCCAAUAGCUUGCCACCGGACCUGCUGGCCUUUCCCGCCCGCGUGCCGCCCACCUCGCCCUCGAUGCAGUCCUCGCAGUCGAACAUACCCGACCAGGUGAUCUACGGCAUCCGUUCGCCGCCGUCGCUGACCAGUCCGGUGUACACGCACAUGACGCCGCACGGCAUCUACGGCACCAAGACGAUGACGGCUCCGCACAAUGGCUUUAUGACGCUGCAGCAUCCCAAGUCGCGCAACCUGGCGCUCAUCGCCACCGCCAACAGCAGUCGCCAGCACCAGCACCACCACCAGCUGCAGCAGCAGCAGCACCACCACCAGCAGCAACAGCAACAGCAGCAGCACCAUCCGCUGGCCACCACAUCGCCCUUCCUGCCCGCACCCGUCGUCUACUCGCCGGCCACGGGCGUGGUCAUGAAACAGGGAUACAUGACCAUUCCGCGCAAGCCGCGCGCCCCCAGCUGGGCGCCCAGUACUUCCGGCGCCGCUGGCCACGGAUCCAUUCAGCUAAGUGAAUUCCAGAGCCCCACAUCGCCGAAUCCCAGCGAGACUGGCACCGCCACCACCGCGGAACUGCAGGCGGAGCCCGUGUACGACAACUUGGGACUGCGCACCACUGCCGGCGGCAACUCCACCCUCAAUCUGACCAAGAUCGCCGGUUCGCAGGGGGGCGCUGGUCAGCAGUACUCGAUGCGGGACCGACCCCUUCCGGCCACGCCCAGCCUGACAUCGGUGUCCUCGGCGACCAAUGCCAGCAAGAUUUACGAGCCCAUACACGAGCUGAUUCAGCAGCAACAGCAGUUGCAACAACAGCAGCAGCAGCAGCAGCAGCGACUGGGCUCCAUGGACACGGAACCCCUGUACGGAGUUCGGCAACAGGGGAUCACGAUACUGCCCGGCUCGAGCAUUAGCGGGGCCGGACUGGGCCACGCCGCCUACCUUUCACCCGGCUCGGGUGCCGCCGUGUCGCCAAGCCACGCCAGCAGCAGCGGCGACUCCCCGAAGGCCGCCAAGAUCCCACCACGCCCACCACCGAAGCCCAAGAAGAAGAUGUCCGUGACGACGACGCGCAGCGGCCAGGGCAGCACCAGCCAGCUCUUCGACGACGAGGGCGAGGACGGCACCGAGGUCUAGUUUGGCACCCACGGCGAUUCCCGCCAUCGCCGGCAGCUGGCGAUGUGAUGCAAUGUAGCGAUGCACUGCAUGCGAUGGAAUGGAAUGGGAUGCAUUGUGAUGUCGUUGCUGACAGCGAGCAGCAGCAGAUGCGUAACCAGUUGGAUGAUGAGGAGUGGGGGAAUCCAUGGCGGGCUGAAGCUGAAGCUGAAGCUGGAGCUGGAGCUGGAGAGCUGAUAACAUUAUUGCGCGGAUGGGAUGGGAUGCUGCCCCCCAGUCGACAACAAAAUACAACAUCAACAUCAACAUCAACAUGAACGUCAACAUCCGCUGUUGCGGCUUGUAAAAAUAGCCGGCGGAAGGAUUCUGUUCCGUGGUUCACGCCACUGCGUGACUUGUGUGCCAAACGACUGAUGUAGGUUUUAGUAAUUAAAUCGAUGAACAUGCAACACACCAGUUCUUCUGGCCUGGAAAAUGGGACGGGAAAUAUGUAAUUUUCGGCGAGUUGGAUGAUGGUUGGUUCGAAAACAAAUAGACAGAGAUACAAAUCCGUAUGGGGCGAUGAAGUCGCUUUUAGGAGCAUCAAAUCCCAAAAUUCGUAUAGGCGGAUAUACGUAAAACCCAAUUUUAAAACCACCUUUUUUUGUGUAGACUAUAGCUAGUUCGGUACAAAAUGCAUUAUUCGUAUAUAGAGAGACAUAUAUAUAUAUAUAUACACCGACACCAACAUACACACACACAAUUUUAAACUUAUAUGAACCCUAGAACAACAAGUAUCCUAUUAUGAACAAGUAUACAUAAAGAACUUUCAAAUCAACGACAGUUUGUUUAAGCGCAAUGAAGAGGAGGACUAAAACACUCACUUUUUUCCAAAUUUUUUUAAAAUUGUACAUGUAAAGGCAUACAGUUAAUCGCAUUAGGCUACAUACAUAUAUAUAUUACAUAGGUACAUAUGCAUAUAUAUAUAUAUACAUAUAUAUAUAUUAAUGAUAUAUACUUAUAUUAGCGUAAGCAACCACUUGCAUCCUUAAUUUUUUUUUUAGUUUACGAAAGCCACCACGCGAUUCGGGAAUUAAACUACAUGAAAGUAUAUUUAUAGCGGGUAAGUUUGUUAAGUGCGUUUAGCGGUAGGAUAAAGAGUUUGCAUUCGCAAUUAAAACAAUGAAUUGAAACUUCUAUGUAUACAUAUAGUCUAGAGGAGGGCGCGCAGCUAUAAUUACGAUUGUACUAGUUAUAAAUAUAUAUUAAAUAAAUUGUAUGUACAUGGACUCACGUAUGACAUUCUAGGACUAAAUAUACACCCAAUCUCCCAUUGCCGCUGAGCAGAAACGAAGAUCUAUAGGCA
Messenger RNA from Drosophila simulans, 5233 nucleotides. RefSeq lists its product as uncharacterized. Bases 1120 to 3909 code for a protein of 929 amino acids. Gene Ontology annotation, molecular function: protein binding. The transcript is spliced from 6 exons. NCBI's taxonomy places the organism in Eukaryota, Metazoa, Arthropoda, Insecta, Diptera, Drosophilidae. The record is from RefSeq and is a predicted model, not a curated record.